Capsella rubella is the source of this 1825-nucleotide messenger RNA. RefSeq names its product probable folate-biopterin transporter 4. The transcript has 7 exons. The record is from RefSeq and is a predicted model, not a curated record. Bases 137 to 1615 code for a protein of 492 amino acids. Gene Ontology annotation, cellular component: membrane. NCBI's taxonomy places the organism in Eukaryota, Viridiplantae, Streptophyta, Magnoliopsida, Brassicales, Brassicaceae.
UGUCCCUCUGGACGAGGAAUCCAUAAAUCUGGGAAAUUAAAAAACAUCGUGAUUGAGACGAGGAGGAGGACACGAUUCUGAUGAACCGUAGAAGAAGCUAAGAAACGUGUUUUCAUUUGUUGUUGCAAUUCAAAAGAUGAUGAUACAUUGGUUCAAGCAGCUGCGAUCGGCGUUUGGGGUCGCGUUUCUGUGGCUUGUUUGCCUCGUUUACUUCACUCAGGGAUUUAGAUCGUUUGUGUGGACAGCUGUUUCAUACCAGCUCAAAGACAGGCUUCAGUUAUCACCAUCAGCUUCUCAGUUUGUCUUUUCUGUAGCCUUUUUUCCUUGGAGCAUUAAACCAUUAUAUGGAAUCAUCUCAGAUUGUAUCCCAAUUGGAGGGAAAAAGAGGACGCCGUAUUUGGUGAUAUCGACUGUGCUUUCUCUUGUGCCAUGGCUCUUGCUUGGUCUAGAUUCAACUUCUCGAAGUUCCAGUCUUUAUCUGAUGAUUUUCUUGACUGUACAAAAUUUGGGAUCAGCCAUGGCUGAUGUUGUGGUAGAUGCUAUGAUAGCUGAGGCAGUAAGACUAGAGAAGUCCUCGUUUGCUGGAGAUCUUCAGUCUGUCUCAUGGUUUUCUAUGGCUGUGGGAGGAAUAUGCGGUAGUCUAUUAGGAGGCUAUGCAUUGACCAACUUGAAGAUAGAAACGAUAUUUCUCCUUUUCACGGUACUACCGGUGCUACAGUUACUAUCAUGUACUCUCGUUGAAGAAUUCCCUGCUAACAAUGAACCACUGCCCGAGCUGUUGGAUUCUAACGAGUUUGAAGAGAAAAGCAAGAUGAGCAAUGAUAACUAUGGAGAUACGAAUAAGUCUAAUAUAAGAAGAAGGAAGGGACAGAAGAAAGGUAAAAAAGGAGCUUCCAAUGGAAAGUCUGAGACACAGAAGAAGCAAUCAAAGUCUUUAGCUUCACAGUGGUUCCAGUCACUGAAAGCAGCCACUUUUGGUUUGGGCCGUGCGUUCAAGCAACCGAUCAUUUUGAGACCAAUGGCGUGGUUUUUCAUUGCGCAUAUCACUGUGCCAAAUCUCUCUACUGUCAUGUUCUAUUACCAAACCGAGGUCUUGCAAUUGGAUGCUUCAUUCCUAGGAACAGCCCGUGUUGUUGGUUGGUUAGGUCUCAUGCUUGGCACCUUUAUCUACAACCGGUAUCUGACAAAUAUGACUCUACGCAAGUCUCUCUUGUUUGCUCACAUCGGUCUGUCUAUAACGAUACUCCUAGAUAUGGUUCUAGUAUCAAGAGCAAAUGUAGGCUACGGAGUUUCAGACAAAACAAUGGUGCUCUUCGGAUCAGCUCUAGGCGAUGCCAUCAAUCAACUCAAAUUCAUGCCGUUCUUGAUAUUGUCUGGUCGUCUAUGUCCUCCUGGGAUCGAAGGAACACUCUUUGCACUGUUUAUGUCGAUAAACAACCUAGGAAACACAGUCGGGUCGUUCAUGGGAGCAGGAUUAGCUUCACUUCUGGGAAUAUCUUCAGGAUCAUUUGAGAAUAUGUUUAUGGGAUUAGCCAUUCAAGUGUUAUGCACUUAUAUUCCUGUUAUGUUUCUUUUCUUGAUUCCCAAGGAAGCUACCGGAGUAUCUGGAUCGUAGGCCAGAGAGAGAGAGUAAAAGCUAAAAGUUCUCACUAGAAAAGUUUUAGAUUAGAGUUUUUGGAUUAAUUUGGGCAUCGGAUUUUGACGUUCUUAACGGCUUGGAAUUGCUACACAUCAGAUACACACAGUGGAGAGUUGUUAUAUAAUACUAAAAACUUUAUACAAAAUUUUGUUUCUUGUCAAUACUCAAUACAAUAGUUCAAUCCAA